AUGGAGCCGACAGAGACCGCCUUCCUCGUCGCCGGAGACACGCCGCCGAAGAAGACGGUGCAGCUGGGCCAAGGUGAGGGCUCUGCGAAGCCCGGGUGCGGACGGGCGUUCUGGGCGAUCCUCUCGCUCGUCACCGGCAACUUGGCGUGGGGGUUGUACCGCGCGCGCCACAGCAGCGCGCAUGACCUCGCCUUCGUGAUCAUGGCCUACUACCCCACCUACUUCUGUCUCUGGGGGCUCUACGUCUGCACCAGGAGGCGCGAGCUCUUGCGCCGCGACGACGACCCGGCGGCGGCGCCCGAGAGGCGGCGUGCCAGGUUCAGAGUGUGGGCGGCCUCACUGGCGGUGGGCGCCAUGAUCGUGCUGCAGCUCGCGGGUGACACCCCGGACCUGCCGCCCAAGUUCGCCUUGACCGUGAUCGGCUGUCUCGCCAUGGCACUCGCCUGGUGCUGCAUAUACGCCGGCUACAGAGCCCGUGCGGACGCCGCUGGAAGCUGGCCGGAGAAGGAUCUUCACGAGGUGUCACCGGAGCACAGGGUUUGA
Molecule: messenger RNA, 543 nt
Organism: Triticum turgidum subsp. durum (durum wheat)
Lineage: Eukaryota; Viridiplantae; Streptophyta; Magnoliopsida; Poales; Poaceae
Source: the annotation of a GenBank genome assembly